CGACUGGACAGUGAAGGGCAGCCGUGCGGCGCCGUGCCCACUCCCACACCGGCCGCCAUGACCUCCGCGUGGCGCACCAUGAUGCUGUGCGCCGCUCUGAGCGCCGGCUCGGCCGCGCCGGCACACAAUCUGCACCUUCACUUCACCGAGGCCGAGCUGCGCCAGACGUUUGCCGUUAAUCGUCACGACGACGUGCCAGAGUACGACGUGUUCCACGUGCGGUCCCGACAGCGGCGCUCCGUCGACGGCCGCGCGCGGCGUAGCGUUCAUGUGAGCGCUUUUGGAAACCGGAUCGAUCUGGACCUGCAAGCCAAUCAUGAGAUCGACGAUCGGAUUCGACUGUUCUACGCCGACGUCGGCGACGCAGGCAUCAAUAUCGAGCGCGUGCGCGGUGACACGGCGAUGCACGUGGGUGAGUUGUAUCAGGACGUGGCGGCGGACGCGGCACUGCUGGUCGAUCACGCUGCCGACGGCACGCUGCAGCUGAACGGUGUGGUGGCCGACCUGGUGAUCGCGCCAGCACCGCGCCGCCUCCACCGGCUGGUGCCGCCGCCAAACGACGGCCACCCGCUGCUGACGGAGAGCGAGACGGCUGACCUGCGGCUCUUGAACGGCACCGGCAGCGGCCGGCGGCGCCGCUCGGCGGCCGUCACCAGCGGGAUGCACCUCAUCUUCCAGCGGCGGCACCAGCGCGGCCUGGUCGGCAGCGCGCCGCUCGCGCCAGCCGACGACGAGGCCUUCCUGGAGCCCGAGCCCGGCCAACAGCCGGAGAGCCGCCCUGAGCGGGACACCGGUAGGCGGAAACGUGCCCAGGGGGACGACCUGUUCCCGGAGGUGCUGGUCAUCGUAGACUACGACACUUACGCAGUGCACAAUUAUGACGCUGCCACCGCCAAACGCUACAUCAUGAGCUUCAUGAACGCCAUCGACCUACGCUACAAGCAGGUCUCCUUUCCCUCUAUCACCAUCAAAGUGGCUGGUAUUGUCAUUAGCAAGAGCAAAGAAGCGACCCCAUACCUGGAGAACAAUCUGGUGGAGGGAAUCUAUCUAGAUGCCGUGUCUGCACUGUCUUCGAUCGGAAGGUACCUUUACAACGAGAACCGGCUGCCUAGCUACGAUGCCGCCCUCGUCUUGACAAAGCGAGACAUGUGCACACGAAAUGGCAACUGGGGCUCCUGCAACAAGGUAACGGCGGGUUAUGCAUACGUCGGCGGCGGCUGCAGUAUCAGCAAGUACUUUAGCAAGAUCAACUCUGUAGCGCUAGUAGAGGACUCGGGUGGUUUCUCCGGCAUUAUCGUGGCCACGCACGAGCUGGGCCACCUGAUGGGAGCCGUGCACGACGGCUCGCCGCCAGCCUCGUACGUCGGCGGCCCGGGAGCUCUCUCCUGCGCCUGGACAGACGGCUACAUCAUGUCGGACCUGCGCCGCGACUACAAGGGGCUGCAGUGGUCAACAUGUAGCAUCAGCCAGUUCGCGCAUUUUGCCAACGACCGACGUUCUGCCUGCAUGCAAAACUACCCGUCCCAGUCUCAGGACGUCUCCUCCGGGGGCGUGUUGCCGGGGAAACUCAUCAGCCUUGACGCGCAGUGCAAGCGAGACCGCGGCUCGAGCGCCUGUUUCAAGGACCACCGCGUGUGCGCCGAGCUGUACUGCUUCGAGCAGACGAGCGGCUACUGCGUGUCAUUCCGGCCGGCCGCCGAGGGCUCCUCGUGCGGCCAGGGCAUGCACUGCAGGAACGGCUUCUGCGAGCCGGAGUCGUUCUUCUACUGAGUGGAACGUCGCGCUGUCAUGGCGCCGUGUGUUCCACGCACUGUUCUCAGGUAGCUGCGGCGCCAGCGGGAGCGGGCCGGCGGCGAUGGCCCCUCGCUGGCGAGGGCUGGCCGCGCAGACGCCAAGCGCAGGCCGCCAACUCGGUCGUGGCCGUGGGUUAUGUUGUUGUUCGAAGGCACGCUGGCGUGCAACGGGUCACAUGGUGCUGUUGUUACUGCUGCGCCGCGCCGUGCGGCGGGUCCGUCCAGUGCCAGAUCUUGUUAUUGGUAAAUGUAACUGUGUGAGAUGAAUACCUGUGUGAGAUACCGUGAAUAACUGGCGAAUUUAGAGUGAGUAGUGAUACCUCAGCCCAUCGAAUAGUGCGCCGCAGCCGCGCAAACCGCACCCUCAUGUCCAUUGUUGCUUUUCUGAUGGUCGUGUUCACACCAAAGGUAAUAUACGUCGACUGAUCA
This is a messenger RNA of Amphibalanus amphitrite, 2222 nucleotides long. RefSeq names its product A disintegrin and metalloproteinase with thrombospondin motifs 18-like. The transcript has a single exon. Lineage: Eukaryota; Metazoa; Arthropoda; Thecostraca; Balanomorpha; Balanidae. The record is from RefSeq and is a predicted model, not a curated record. Bases 58 to 1770 code for a protein of 570 amino acids. Gene Ontology annotation, molecular function: metalloendopeptidase activity. Gene Ontology annotation, biological process: proteolysis.